UUUAUCCGGGACGAGGAAAUAUAAAACAAUAAAAAUAAUUACAUCGAGAACCCCAAUAAUCAGUGAAAUGUUGCAGAAAGACCCCAUAAACUUUCCGCCUUCUCCUUUCCCUUCCACUUCCAUUCUUCAGACCAUUUCCAUGGCAGCAGUCCCGAGAGAGAACGAGACAUACAGAGAAACAAUGUCGAGCUUGGAAUGGAGCAAAUCAAGGAAGAAGAUGAUCGAAGAACAGGCAAAUGCCGAAUUAGAAUCUCUCCAACUUCUCUACCCUAAUCGUUUCGAAUACCUAAAACUCGAGCUUAAAUCCUUCAUCCAUCUUCUUCAAUCGCAAUCGGAAGAGCCUUUUCCUCAGCCGCACACUGUCUUAACCUCCAAAUGCUCGCCAUCGCCGUCGUCUCUCGCUCCUGAUUCGCAAGAAUCGAGUAGUUGUAGAAAGAGGAAGAAGAUGGAGGAAGGAAGAAACGGAUUACAGAGAGAGGUUGGUGAAUCGGAAUCGAAGAUCGAACGGCGGAAGGAUAGAGUAGAUGUGGUUCUGGAAAGAGCCGCCGUUUGUCUCUGCAAGAUUCGACGGUUCAAAACGGCUCUGUUUUCCACCGCCGGUUGACGACGGCCCUCCGUCUUCUUGUCGUCUCGAAGGUGGGGUCGCACCAAUUUACAGUUGACAAACUUUUAAGGGCCUGAAUAAAUCCUAAUCUGACAACCCCAUAGAAUCUAGAUGUGUGCAGUAGCGGUAGUAUUCGAGGGUGGAGCGGGAUAGUGCAUUGGAGAACUGCCUCUCGACGUCUGCAAGAUAUUUCUCCAAUAGUACGAUCUCGUCAUACAACAUAGAUGAUCGAUGAAUGGACUGGUCGUACAAAACAUGGGGAUCAACAGGUUCUGGUUUAAAGCCAUGAUCUAAAAAAAAUAAUUAAAAUAUUUAUUU
Messenger RNA from Benincasa hispida (wax gourd), 922 nucleotides. RefSeq lists its product as uncharacterized. The record is from RefSeq and is a predicted model, not a curated record. NCBI's taxonomy places the organism in Eukaryota, Viridiplantae, Streptophyta, Magnoliopsida, Cucurbitales, Cucurbitaceae.